AUGCCCAAAAACGAAUCGGCAUACGGCCAGGCGGCCGGCGACACCGACUUCCGCAAAAAGUACGACCUCGACGAGUACGCGGCUAAGGCUAAAGACCGCGAGGCGGCCGAGAAGGAGGAGCGAAAGGCACGAUGGGAGGCAAAGAUGGCGGGCAAGAAAUACUACAAACCGAUGGACGGGAGCGAGACGCUCACCACGGCCCGCAACGCCACCCAGGACUUCAGCAAGCUGGUCGGGACGUCGACGCUGGUGCCCGCGGGCGCCGGCGUCGGCAAGCGCGGCCGCGGCGCCGGCUUCUACUGCGAGGCCUGCGACUUGACCUUCAAGGACAACCUGCAAUGGAUCGAGCAUACCAACAGCAUGCAACACCAGCGGAGCAUUGGCGCUACAGGCGAGGUGCGCAAGGCGACGGCCGAGGAGGUGCACGCGCGCAUCGAGGCGCUGUGGGAGCGGGAGCAGGAGCGCAAGAGGGAGCAGGUCGUUUCGCUUGCGGAGCGGUUGGAGGUGCGGAAGGAGGAGGAGGAGAAGGAGAGGGAGGAGAAGAGGCGGAAACGAAAGGAGGCGGAGGAGCGGAAGAGGUUGGAGAAGGAGGCUGCGGUGAAGGUCAAGACUGAGUAUGGGGAUGAUGUUCGGAUCGAGGGCGAACAUGACGAAGACGACAUGAUGGCCGCUAUGGGGUUCACGGGUUUUGGGGCUACGAGGAAGUAA
Chaetomium globosum CBS 148.51 is the source of this 708-nucleotide messenger RNA. RefSeq lists its product as uncharacterized. Gene Ontology annotation, biological process: mRNA splicing, via spliceosome. The record is from RefSeq and is a predicted model, not a curated record. The transcript has a single exon. Gene Ontology annotation, cellular component: spliceosomal complex; U4/U6 x U5 tri-snRNP complex. Bases 1 to 708 code for a protein of 235 amino acids. Lineage: Eukaryota; Fungi; Ascomycota; Sordariomycetes; Sordariales; Chaetomiaceae.